Molecule: messenger RNA, 3897 nt
Organism: Rhagoletis zephyria (snowberry fruit fly)
Lineage: Eukaryota; Metazoa; Arthropoda; Insecta; Diptera; Tephritidae
Source: RefSeq, a predicted model, not a curated record
AUGGACUCAGAAUUUCGCCUGAAUCAGUUUAUGGACAAUGUUAUCGAAUGCGACGUCCUGGACGAGACGUUUGCCGGUUUCACCAAAAACACCAUUGAAUCGGAUAAAAUGUCCAGGCAGAUUCUCCAGGACAACCUGGUGAAAAUACUGCAAAACGUACCACCGGAGAUGAUGGAGAAUGUGAUUCAGUUCUUCGUGAAGAGGGUCAGCAAAAUUGUCAACUACAGUAUUUCUCGCAUGCUAUUUGAAGUUCUCGAAGCGGCAAUUCUCACAAUGUCUCAUCCAGCCGUAUCGGAACUGAAAUUUUCCAAGCUGGUUGCUGCUUUCAUCGACAGCUUCCGCCCAGUGGCCGAUAUGGUCUCCUUCCACGGACGACCGCCAACGUUUCCCAUCGUCGGCCACUCCCUGGCAGCCACCAUCAUUAAGCUCGACAAUGCUACCGGCAAGUACAAGCACAAGGGACAACUGCCCUACGAUAUGGAUCUUGAAGAGCCGCAAAUGGACUUGCUUUACUUCAUCAUGGAGCAAAAUCAUUCUCGAGAGACCAUUGCUCAUAUGCUGUCCUUUAGCAAGACCAAAGAACGCAGUGUCAUUCUCGAGAAACUGCUCGUUGAGAUGAUCGUCAGAACCAUUGUCAAGUGUGGCCAGAUGAAGUUCACCAUGGAGAAUGACAAUUUCGAAAAGUACAAUCUGGAAAACUGCGACACUGAAACGCAUCAGAUGUUUUUGCAGUGGCAGAACGUUGCAUCCUCCUCAAUUUAUUACGAGUUCUGCUACCAGAACAUUCACUUCCCCAGCUUCCUCAACGACCUAGCUGGCAGGCUGCAGGAGCUUCAGAGCAGAGAGAAGACGAACCAGUAUCUGAUCAAGAGUCGUGAGUUCUUCAUGUGGACACUGCUGCAGAUGCUCUCUCGGUACAUUCCCAAGCAUCCUUUUGACAAUUUGCUGUCGAUAUUUCGAAUGUACGACAUGCUGUACCCGGAGACGACAGCCGUUCCCUUGCCUGAUUUAGACAAGAUCAACUGCAUCUACAUCCUCUCGGCGGCUUCAUCGUGGAUUCUCCUCAGCAUCAAGGCCGAACAUGAUAAGGUUCGCUUUAACCGUACACCCCCUAUCGGCCUGGAGGAGCACAUCAAAUUUCUGCAAGGGCUCAUCUCAAACCCAAGCUUUACUCCUUCAAAUGACUUUAUUGUGGUGUUGCUGUGCAAUACCUGCAUGGCCAACACUGAGCGGUACACUGCGGCGUUUCGCUUUCUCGAGAACAUGCUCGGCUCACGAUCGACUCCUGGAGCACUGCAACAGCCGAGAAAUCAGGGACCGAUUGCCAUGAACUUUCUCGAUUCCAUUGCCGUUCAUUCUCGUUUCAACCUAACUACCCAUAUAAUGACCCACUUUAACAACUUGGCACAGUCAAAGUCUCAGCAACCGCUGUCCUCUGGAGUUGUGGAAACCUACAGUCGAAUGAUGUCGUACACUGAAAAUGAGCAGCUCAGUAUCAAGACAUUUUUGAACCAACUGCUGCCCACUGUUUUGCGGUAUCACUGCUGGAACUAUCUUUUAAAUUUUCUCGAGAUGUUCUCCUAUCGCCUGCACCGGGUUGGCUGCUUCACGCGCCUGCAAAUUCUUCGCAACGUCCUCUCCAAAACCAUCUUCUCUCAGAUGAACAACGUUCAGCUGUACGGCUGCAUUGAGAACAUGGCACUGAAGAACAUCAACGGCUUCAACUCUAUCGACUUUCUCAACCUCUCCGCGCAGAUGCUCAGAAACAACUUUGAAGUGCUCAACUUCCUCCCUAUUGAAUCGGAGGAGCUGUACAAGGUGUACGUCCUGACGCUGUCUCGCGCCAUUCACAUUACCGGCAUGGAGGCGCUCUCGGUGAGCUGGGCCAUCGACAUCAUCGCCAACAUGCGGAACACGCUCAAUCUGAACCUUUCCUGGCCGGAGUUCACCAUGAACUGCCUGCCCCUGCAGGUGGCCAAGUUCUACCAGGACAACUACCAACAGCAGCCGUCGAACAAGACGGAGUUCCGCCUGGCAGUGGACGAGGAGUACCGCAAGUGGAAGGCAAUGACCAAUGAGGGCGACCUGGUGAAGCACUUCUCCGCCCCGGGGGCGCUCUUCUACUGCGUCCUCUACAAGCUGGCGCUCGACAGUGAGACCAUCACCCCGGUCGUCUACCAGAUUCUCGACCGCAUUGGCGUCCGCGGCCAGAUCAUGCAGAUGCGCACCUUCAUCGAGUGCCUGGUGGACGUGUACUCUACGCUGACCAAGCAGCAGUCGCCGCAGAUCUACACCGCUCUGAGUAAUCUCAUCUGGAAGUACAACAUCAUUCCCCUGGAGCGACUGUUGCUCUGUCUGGCGCUGCGACACUUUGAGAGCGACUCUGACCAGCAAAUCUGCUUCUACAUCAUCUACCAACUGCUCCGGUCGGAUAAGGACGUGCCCAACAUUGAGCUUACCUCACGGGUGCGGGACUUUGUCAAGGACAACUCGCCGGAGCACUGGAAGUACUCCAACUGGGCGGAGAAGCACGCAGCCUAUCACAGUCAAUAUCCGGAAGAGUUUUACUUCAAGCACCUGCAAGAGGCCAGUGUUCAAGGAAACGCCAAUGCCACCACGCUGCAGCCAAUGUUUAGUAAUCUUUGUCUGCGGUUACUUCCAAUUUUCGAUGUCAUCAUUCACCGAAUAAUCGAAAUAGGACCGAGUCCAAAGACGCUCAAUGUGAGCGUCUCCGAGGCGGUGGCCCACUCGAUCCUGACCGUGAACGGGGCGUUGUACAAGUUCCACGAUCAGCCGAUCAUGUACCUCUACAACACACUGCACUACUACGACAUUAAUCUGCGCGUGAAGAACACCAUCAAGCGGAAGCUGGUGUACGCCAUUUACAAUGCACUGAAGGAGGUGAGAGGUCGCAAUUGGGCAUUCACCGAGAAGUUCAUCUCCAUGGAGGCACGCUCGGAGGAAGAGGACUGGAAGCUAGAUGACAAGUACUACCUGGCGUUGAUUGGGCGCGUCGUGGAGACGAUGAAGGACCACCUGAAGUGUCCCCUCUCGCCCACUGACUACCGAUUCAACGAGUUCCCCAACGCCCACUCGCACAUCGUCUACGUGACCUGCGUCGAGCUGAUGGCGCUGCCGUGCAAGGCCUCCGACGUGGGCAACGCCCUGCUCAAUGUGGUGCUGAACAACCACCAGGGCCUGCCCCGGGAGGACAUUGACCUGUGGAUCAACGGCAUCGCCAUGGUGCUGGCCUCGCUGCCGGACGGCUUCACCGCCGCCAUCAACGACCGCAUCAUCGAGCUGCUGAAGAAUCCGGCGGCGCUGGCCGGCCUCAACAUUCAGCAGCUGGCGGACUUUAAGAACAACCACCACUACGUGAACGAGUGCGAGAUCAGCUACCUGAUGGCGAUCGUGUACGUCUUCUGGAGCCACGACGCCAUCGGUCGCGUCUGCAUCGUCCACAAGUUCCUCAAGGAGCGCGUCAAGCCGAUCAUCCAGACGGAGGAGCAGUACCUCUUCAUUUGCUACCUGGUAGGGCCGCUGCUGAAUCGCCUCUGCAACGAGCGCACCCGAACCGUCAUGGACAUCACCGUGGAGCUGUACGAGAUGCUGGAGAUAAUCGACAAGAAGAUUGCACGCUUCAACUACUUUGACAACAUCUGCGACCUGAUGUACCAUCUUAAAUACAUGUUCACUGGCAACCACAUCAUCAAGGAGAUCGAAGGACCCAUCGGCCGUCUCCGUCCGCAGUACCUGCACAAGCUGCGCUUCAUCACCAACACCACCAUCACCAACACCGAACCGGCUGAUGCCGCCGAAGCGGUACAACGGGAAGCCCUCAACGGUGGAACCGACGGCAACAACAACACCGGUGUUGCUGGUGUGGCUCGUUUUUAG